GGGCCCUGAGUCAGGCCCCACCCAGCGCGCUACUAAAGGCGCCCGACAGGCCCUGGGUUUCGCCGGAGUGCAGGCGAACCGAGACCCUGUUUUCAGGGCCGGGCUGCGCCCCUCCGUCCGUUCUAACGCUGGUCCGGCCGCAAGGGGCUGAGUCUGCAGCCCGCAGGGACAGUCGCGCUCCCCCGCCGCUCCCUGUCCCCGCCCCGCGCCCGGCCGGAGGAGCCGCGCCGCGAGCCCGGAGCCUGCAGUGGCCGGCCGAAGUCGAGGUGCGCGUCUCGGCCCCAAGCUCCUGGGUGCAUAUCCCCGGCUGGGGCGGCCGAAGCUCGGGCGUGGUUCUGCGUCGGCGGAGCGGCCCCGGCGGCCUGGGCCCCACCGGAGGAAGAAACCAGCGGAGCCGACGGUCGACGCGGAGCUUUGGAGGACGCCGCGCCCCAAGCCCGGGUGGGGAAACGGAGGUCCGCAGAGGGAGGGAGAGGGAGCGGGCCUGCCAGAGGCCACCGGGCGAGCCGGGGCCAAAGCCCCAAAACUCCGGCCCGGGGAUCUUUGUCUGACCUCGGGCGGACCCCCGCAGAGCUGUCAGGCGUCCCGCGCUCUCAGUGACCCGGGCCGGACCCAGCGCUUUAGAGCCCUUCCCGCACAUCAGGGGCGGUGCGGAUUGCGUCUUGCCACCGCACCAAGCUCCCUGUAGCUGAGGAGGACGCCGAGGCUGUGGUGGAGCGGGCAGGAGAGCGCCUUGCCCAAGGUUACCGCCGAGCGGGUGUUUCCCGGACCCUGGAGACACAGGCUCCGAGCCUGACACCCCUGAGAGAGGUGGGCUAGCACACCCAGACUCCGCUGGUACCCAGGCUCAGAUGCUGCCCACCCAGCGAUGCACUGCCCCAGAAUAGCCCUGGGCCUGGGGUUCUGCCUGCUGGUGGGCAUAGCCCUCUGCUCUCUGUGGGUGUAUGUCGAGAACUGGCUGUCGGUCUCCUAUGUCCCCUAUUAUCUCCCCUGCCCAGAGAUCUUCAACAUGAAGCUGCAGUACAAAGGGGAGAAGCCAUUCCAGCCCGUGACACCGUCACAGUACCCUCAGCCCAAGCUGCUGGAGCAAAAGCCCACAGAGCUCCUGACCCUCACACCCUGGUUGGCGCCCAUUGUCUCCGAGGGAACCUUCGACCCCGAGCUUCUGCAUCGUAUCUACCAGCCGCUGAACCUGACCGUCGGGGUCACGGUGUUUGCCGUGGGGAAGUACACCCAGUUCGUCCAGCACUUCCUGGAGUCAGCCGAGCAGUUCUUCAUGCAGGGGUUCCGGGUGCACUACUAUGUCUUCACUAACGACCCCACGGCCAUUCCUCGGGUCCGGCUGGGCUCCGGCCGCCUCGCCAGCAUCAUCCCCAUCCAGGGGCACUCCCGCUGGGAGGAAAUCUCCACACGCCGGAUGGAGACCAUCAGCCAGCACAUUGUGGAGAGGGCGCACCGGGAGAUCGACUACCUCUUCUGCCUCGAUGUGGACAUGGUGUUCCGGAACCCGUGGGGCCCCGAGACCUUGGGGGACCUGGUAGCUGCCAUUCACCCCGGCUACUUCGCUGUCCCCCGCCAGCAGUUCCCCUACGAGCGCCGGCCUCUUUCCACCGCCUUUGUGGCGGGUGGUGAGGGGGACUUCUAUUAUGGCGGGGCGGUCUUUGGGGGGCGGGUGGCCAGGGUGUACGACUUUACCAGGGGCUGCCACAUGGGCAUCCUGGCAGACAAGGCCAACGGCAUCAUGGCAGCCUGGCAGGAGGAGAGUCACCUGAACCGCCGCUUCAUCUCACAUAAGCCCUCCAAAGUGCUGUCCCCCGAGUACCUCUGGGAUGACAGGAAGCCCCAGCCCCCCAGCCUGAAGCUGAUCCGCUUUUCUACCCUGGACAAGGACACCGACUGGCUGAGAAGCUGACAGCUGAGUCGGGGCUGCCGUGGAUAGGGGGGACCCCAGUGAGCGCCCAGCUCACCGGAGCUUCACUUCUCAAGCCUUAAGUGAGACCAGCCCUGUGCUGUCUACCUCUCAAUCUGCCGGCAGAAUCCAAUGGGAAAAUGGGCCUGUAAAGGCCUUUGGAAACUGUGAAGGGCGGUGUGCAUAUGAGGAGAACGCCAAGAUCACACAGCCUGUGGCCCAAGAACAGCAGGACAGGAGGAGGGGAGACCAGAGGUGGAAGAAGACAGGGCCCGGCAGGCCUCACCCAGCACACGUGCCUUGCGGCGGGCUCUGGAGUCUCAGCCCCGCCCAGUACCUCAAAUUCCCCCUCUGUCCCCCUUCUGUCGCCUGUUGCCCUUAAAGUUGCACUUCUAACACUCGUGUGCAAGGCAUCCGGACCCCUUUUCUCUGGCUGCAGAGGUCCUGGGCGCUGUGAUGUACCCCAGCCACACGGAGCCAAUUCCUCGCCCAGGACCCUGAGUGAGCCUUCGAAAUCGACCAGCUCUAGGCUCUCUCUGGUUUCAUGUCCCACCUCCCUCGAGGUGCACCACACUCCCUGGCACCAACCGCCUCCUUUGUAAGAGGGUUUGGGCAGUUUUUAAUAAAGGUGGCGUGUGCUCGGCC
Messenger RNA from Balaenoptera acutorostrata (minke whale), 2554 nucleotides. RefSeq names its product globoside alpha-1,3-N-acetylgalactosaminyltransferase 1 (FORS blood group) (gene GBGT1). Gene Ontology annotation, molecular function: globoside alpha-N-acetylgalactosaminyltransferase activity. Bases 869 to 1912 code for a protein of 347 amino acids. Gene Ontology annotation, cellular component: vesicle; membrane; Golgi apparatus. The transcript has 7 exons. The record is from RefSeq and is a predicted model, not a curated record. Lineage: Eukaryota; Metazoa; Chordata; Mammalia; Artiodactyla; Balaenopteridae. Gene Ontology annotation, biological process: carbohydrate metabolic process.